AUGGCUAAACGUAAAUUGAACAUGGACUCUCUAACUGGUUAUUUACACAAUGUCUCGACAGUUACUUUAUCAGCAAAUGGUAAAACAAAGUACUUUACAGGAACUUUUCAAAUGACCAAAACAGAUACCAAGAGACUUGUUUGUUUUGCACAUGAUAAGCAUGAAAAAUUCGUCUCCGCUGCAACCAUGAAUUCACCAGUAAAAUUGACAGGUGCAACUUUAAGCCCUGGCCGUUCUGGCCAAAUUGACGUGAUUUGCAACAAAUCAACAACACUGCAAGUGGCAAUGAAUGAAUUAACAUUCAAGAAGCAAAAGAUACAAACAAAUGACGAAUCCGAACCAAAAGAUUUAAUCAACUUGUCCGAGAACAUGACCGCCACAAUUUAUGUCAAAAUUGUCAAAUUUAUAGAGGAAGAAAUGACAAUUCCAACAAAAUAUGGGAUGAAACAAAGAAGACAAGCAAUCUGUGCUGACAACACUGCCUGCAAAAAAAUGUCCUUGUGGGGACAUUCCAUUGCUGUGGUAGAGGAAGGCAAAUAUUACAAGAUAAAAAAUGUCAUUUCCAAUAACUUCAAUGAUGAAAUGUGGAUCAAUACCUGUGCCACCACCAAGAUCACAGAGAUAGACAAUUAUGGUCAAGUUAUGAUGGAUCAUUCCUUGCUGCUUAAUGAACUAAAACAGAUCAGUAUUGGACAAAUAACUGUCACUAAAUCAACAAAAUGCAGUAACCAAAAAUGCAUGAAGGCCAUUGAAGUAACCAGUGCUGACCCAACAAUCAAAUGUGACACCUGCAAAAUGAAGCAGAGAGUGCAAAAUCUUCACAAAUCAACCAAAGCAGUCAUAAACACAACAGACAACAUUUCUUACACAAUCUUUGAACCCCAGUUAAAGUCUUUCCUAGAAGCAGAAUCUCAACAGGACCUCAUAGAGGAUUGUGACAGUCUAGAGGAUUACAUACUGAAUGUCAACAACUUUUCAGUAGAAAUCAACCAGAAUAACAACAUUCUGUCAUUUGCCAGAUGUGCCAUUUGAAAUUUCCAUGAUUCAAGACAUUUUUAGUUCCUAAUUAUUUUUUGUUUUUUCUCCAUGUAUAAUAGAAGACAAUAUACAAAAUUUUAUUUUAGAUUGAAUUACAUGAACAUGACAAACAGAGCUUUUGUCAAUAUCAAUUAUUUUACUUCUUCCAGCAGAAAGAUAUUUAUGCUUGUGUUUUCUUGACAAUUGCACAAUAUUGUACCACAGUGAUUGUUCAUGUCAAUUGUUUAUUGCUCUUAGAAUUAAUACAUUUAAAAACUAUUAUUGUCAAAAGAUAGUUUACGAUGGACGAAUUUUUGUUGUUACUUAUUCUGAAGAAGUCUACAAUAUUAGAGCAUAAAAAUUAGGUUAUGAAACAUUUUUGAAUAAAAACUGCAAUGAAUGCUUACCAUAAAUUUUUUUAAAUACAGACUAUCAAGAAUGUUUUGAUUGUUGUUACUUAUUCUUAAAUGAUAAGAAAUAAAUCUGCUUAUUGCAUCAUACAUGUAUGUACAAUGUACAUAAUACAAAAGUUGACAUUUCUACCUCAUUAUUACAUUAUCAUUACUUUUUAUGCCAAUCAUGCUAACUAAUAAAAAUAUAAAAAUUUUCCCACGUCUGCAUGUAUCUCAGGAAAUUCAAUAAUGUUCUGUACCUAACUAUUGUUUUUUUAAUCAAAAUUUAAUUAACCUUAAUCCAAACCAUGUUCACACUGCCCAUAGGAGACAUCUUAUGUGUACACAGGAAUUAUUUACAUCUUUGAAAUCAUGCUAAUCAAUUGUUAAAAGUUUAUUAAAUUCUAGAUUGAAAAGUUAAUUAAUAGCUGGAAAUGUUUCUAGAAUAAAGGUUGUAUUUAUUUAUCAUCGAUAUACAAAAUUUCAAUUCAACUUGUUUCAAACUUGUUUAAACCUCAAUGUGAACAUGGCCUUAUACAUUUCUACAUGUAUACAUGUAUACAUGCAAUUUACUUGGUCUAAUAUAUAUGUAGACUAUACUUGUGUAUGUAAAAAAACUUUGGCCUAAUAUAUAUGAAGAUUUUAAUUGUGUAAAUGUAUAUAUUUUUAAGUUUUGCUUUAUUUUUAUGUUUUUGAACAUCAUUUGACAAGCAAGGGGCCAAAUAAGCAUUUUUGUACUUUCCAGUUAAUAAGCAUAUAAAUCUCUCUGAAAUUAUAUCACAAGUUUCCAUACUACAAAAGGAUAAUUAUGGCUCAAAUCACAUAGCCAUUAGGAAUAAAAAGACAAAAAAACAAGUUUUUUUUUCUGUUUGGAGGACAGUUUUAAAACACUGUAAGGGAGGUAAUCAAAUUAAAUUUAAACAAUACUGUUAUAUAUAUAUAAAUAUAUGAUUGAUUACUUGUUACCUCCCUUGCACUGCUUGAAAAUUAUGUAUUGAGAAAUGAUGAUUGUUUUGACAUGUGUAGCUGUAAAUUAAUUUUUAGAAAUUACUUUGAAUAUUCUGUCCAUACUUGAUACAACCGUCACUGCUUGACCUCUACAGAUCAUCUGUUUUUUUUAAAUACAAUACCUCUGUAUUCUUUGAUUUUGAUAUUGUAUUUGAUACUUGCUUUAUUACUGCUUGAAUUACCUCUAUAACAUAAUAUACACUUUUUUUUAAUUAUCAAUAUGUAAUUGUUAAACAACAGUCUAAAAAUACUUAUAAAGAUGCUAACACAGCCUCAAUUUUACAUUUUACACUUCUAAAUCAUUAUAUACUCUUUUUAAAG
Molecule: messenger RNA, 2738 nt
Organism: Mytilus californianus (California mussel)
Lineage: Eukaryota; Metazoa; Mollusca; Bivalvia; Mytilida; Mytilidae
Exons: 2
Coding region: 1-1032 (343 amino acids)
Source: RefSeq, a predicted model, not a curated record